Molecule: messenger RNA, 1200 nt
Organism: Paecilomyces variotii
Lineage: Eukaryota; Fungi; Ascomycota; Eurotiomycetes; Eurotiales; Thermoascaceae
Product: ankyrin repeat-containing domain protein
Exons: 1
Coding region: 1-1200 (399 amino acids)
Cellular component (GO): cytoplasm; nucleus
Molecular function (GO): protein binding
Source: RefSeq, a predicted model, not a curated record
AUGGGCUUUAGCGGACUACCCAGCGAGCUGCACCAGCUCAUCGCAGAGUCUUUGGACUCAGAGGAUGCCAUCAAUGCGCUAGCGCGCACUAACCGUACCUUUUACACGCAGUUCAACUCCUUUCUGUAUAGAUACCACCUUACAAGACAUGCCAAGCGACCCCCAGCACCGGCACUUAUAUGGGCUGCUCAGAAUGGAAGGCACGAUACAUUAGUCAGGCUCCUCGACGCGGGCGCAAACCUAUACCACCCUCGAAUCUGGCAGGAGAAGCCAACUUCAACCGGGUGGACUGGGCUUUUGCCUAAACAUCCAGUCCGGCUUGCUGCCGAGAAGGGUCAUGUCAAAUUCCUUCAGACCAUCUUGGAUCGGGAGCAAGAGAGUUUCGGUAGCCGACUGGGUCCACGGGGUCACGCCAUCCUUUUUGCGCGGGCAGCCCUCAACAACCACCUGCCCGUGGUGCAGAUGCUGCUCGCCCGCGGUGUCAACCCCUGGGGUAAACAUACCUCAUUUCUUUCCCAGGGGGUGCAACGGCAGAAAUUCAGCCGGGAGAUGCUGCAAGUACUGCUCGAGGACGCCAGGCAUCGAGAGCAUCUGCAGCCCUUCACCACCUGGGAACCCAUUCACAUGGCACUACGGUAUGCGGUAGAGCGGGCCAAGGACAUCGAGGUCACUAGGAUGAUCCUCGCGACCGGGGUCGAUGUUAACUUCCUCUAUUCCGGUAUGAUCGUGGAACGGCGACCCUUGCAUUACUGUCACCAACUGGACUUAUAUCAGCUCCUGCUUGAGGCGGGUGCUGAUCCAAACAUCGACAACAACGAUAAGUGGGGGCCUCUCGCCUUUGCAGUAGGGAACUUUUACCCGCAGCACGGCCAAUAUCAACUCUCGCCAAAAGCCAGGAGCCAGCGGUGGGAAAAAAUUCAGCUGCUAUUUCAGUACGGCGCAGACCCAGCGCGAGCCGGAGGCGGUUGGGCGCUGCAUGGCGCAGUACGGGACGCGGAUUUUAAAUUGGCAGACUUCCUGGCCGACCACGGGGCGAGCAUAAGCGUCACUGAGCUCAGCGAUGCGGAUCAAGCUCUCUUGGACCGUGCAGUAGAGGAGCGUGCGUGGGAGACAGUGAUGAGACUUACUCCAGUCAAUUGGUCCAUAAUAGGAUCUGCUGGGUCUGCAGCUCAUCUCUACCCCCGCCGAGCUUUCGCCUAG